Molecule: messenger RNA, 434 nt
Organism: Temnothorax curvispinosus
Lineage: Eukaryota; Metazoa; Arthropoda; Insecta; Hymenoptera; Formicidae
Product: putative odorant receptor 92a
Exons: 4
Coding region: 84-434 (116 amino acids)
Biological process (GO): detection of chemical stimulus involved in sensory perception of smell; sensory perception of smell
Cellular component (GO): plasma membrane
Molecular function (GO): odorant binding; olfactory receptor activity
Source: RefSeq, a predicted model, not a curated record
UUGCCAUACAUUUUAGAUUCUUACAAUUGGUGCAGAGUACCAUUCAGUAUCCGAGUUUAAUAGAAGUCCUGGGGUCUACUUUCAUGCUAUGCCUCGUAGGAUAUUACGUGAUCAUGGAAUGGGAAAAUCAUAAUAUUUUUCGACUAUGCGCAUUUUUUAUUGCGCUAAUAAUGUUCGGUUUCAACGUAUUUAUAUAUUGCUACAUGGGCGAUCAAGUCAUCGAUCAGGGAGACAAAGUCGCAUUAACAGCAUGUACUUUGGAAUGGCAUCAUCUUCCGGAUACGAAAGCGCGAUCAUUGAUUUUACUCAUAGCCAUUUCUAUAACUCCAUUAAAACUUAAAGCAGGAAAUUUCAUUGAUCUAUCUCUCAGAACAUUCGGCAGUAUUGUUAGGAUGUCUCUUACAUAUUUAAAUCUUCUUCGAUCGGUUGAGUAA